GCCCUCUCUGCCAAGGUUGCAGUACAAGCCUAAAGUCACCUCUUCGUGUGGGUCAGGGAGAAGCUAAUGACAGCUAGCCUACCAUCGCUUGCUCGCACACAUUAGCGGACAAGUCUCAUAGCAUCCCUUCCCUUCUUGAUCUUAAAAGCGAUCUAAUCUUUCAGUAUUUGUAACGUCGCAAAAAAAAAAAUAAAAUAGUGUUAGUACGAGCUGUUUCAUUGUAGCUAGCGCCUUGUUUAGCCUAGCUUCUAGCUCUGAGUGGUUGUCAUCUGCCCCCUUCUCUCCAGAUACCAAGCCGCUAUUAUUCAUCAUGGCUGCGUUGAGAGUGUCCUAUCACAGGAUUCUGGACCGGAUUGAGCAUAUGCUGCCUGCCAAACUGAGACCCUUGUACAACCACCCGGCAGGUCCAAAAACUGUGUUCUUUUGGGCUCCGAUGUUCAAAUGGGGCCUGGUUGCAGCUGGUUUAGCUGACAUGACACGGCCAGCAGAAAAAUUGAGUACCUCCCAGUCUCUCGUACUAACAGCAACAGGCCUGAUCUGGUCCAGAUAUUCGCUGGUCAUCAUCCCAAAGAACUGGAACCUCUUCGCUGUCAACUUUUUCUUGGGCUGCGCCGGAAGCUCCCAGCUCUACAGGAUUUGGAGAUACAAUCAGGAUCAGAAGGCUAAGGGGCCAACAGAGUCCUGACCGUCAACAGUGAAGUAAGAGGUCAACUUCAAGCCGGGCCACCGACUGACCUGCACCACAUGUCCCUCUCGUUAUUUGUACAUCAUCACAUCACCAUUUCCACCUAACAUCCAUGCCAGCAACAUGAUUUGACCAUAUUUAGCUAUUUUCCUGCUGGAAAUGUGCACUUUCCCCAAAAGUUCCAAGUUUCUUCAGGGUCUGUAUAUUACCCAUAAAAAAACAUUGUCACCAACGCACACGUUACUUGUUUAACAAGUAGUUUGAUUGUACAUUGUGUUUGUAUAUCAUUUUAAUGUGUAGCAAUCAUUACCUCAUGCAAAUCAUUUCCCAAAACAUGUUUGGUUUUGAAGAAUGUGUCCAAAGCCGUUGAAGGGCAUCAUCAUGUUGCUUUUAAUUGCUUAUUUUUAAUACAAUGAUUAAAUUGCUUCAUUUUAAUAGCUUUAAAUUUGUGAGAAAAUAAUCAGGUAAUUGCUUUAAUUUUUUCUAUUCAUAGUGGUAACUGUUUAACACAAUUUGUAUUAAACCUGUGCAGCUUGUUAGGCUACACAAAGGUUGCUAGCUAACACUGAUACUGAACUUAUCUAAAAUCUCUUUGCGAUUAGGAAUUUUAAAAAAAUAUAUUUGUGUAUAAAUCAACUUAUAAAUUAUACCUUCACCCCCACCGUAAUUAUAAUCCCCUCACUGUAGUGGCAAUAAGUGAUCGGACUUUGUCACCUGUUCUGCUGAACGAUAGAGCAAAUGGCACUUUGAGGCACAGUGGAAAUGUAAUGCCUGUUACGUAUGGUGUGGCUAAUAAAUGCUGUUCAACAAA
This is a messenger RNA of Hippocampus zosterae (dwarf seahorse), 1496 nucleotides long. RefSeq names its product mitochondrial pyruvate carrier 2b (gene mpc2b). Gene Ontology annotation, biological process: pyruvate import into mitochondria. Gene Ontology annotation, molecular function: pyruvate transmembrane transporter activity. The coding region runs from base 311 to 685 and encodes 124 amino acids. NCBI's taxonomy places the organism in Eukaryota, Metazoa, Chordata, Actinopteri, Syngnathiformes, Syngnathidae. The record is from RefSeq and is a predicted model, not a curated record. The transcript is spliced from 5 exons. Gene Ontology annotation, cellular component: mitochondrial inner membrane.